AUGGCGACUCAUCUCCCCGAACACUUCAAAUGUCCGAUUUCCCUCGAAAUAAUGUCUGACCCAGUCAUCUUAUCUUCCGGCCACACAUUCGAUCGUCCUUCAAUCCAACGAUGGCUAGACGAUGGUCACAGAACUUGUCCAAUUACGAAACUACCCCUCCCUGAUAAUCCUUCCCUUAUUCCCAAUCACGCUCUUCGAAGCUUAAUCUCUACCUACACACUCUUACCACCGCUGCACCAGAUCAUGUCCCAGCCGGAAACCCUAAUUUCGUCUUUAACCGCUUCUUCGUCUUCCUCCGAUUUCAAAAUCGACUCGCUCCGGCAACUCGGUCGACUCUCCAAGCGUGACGCUAACUUCCGCCGCCGUCUUGUUGAUUCCGGUGCUGUCUUCGCCGUCCUUUUCUGCAUCGACUCCUCCUCCGGUGACUCUAAGCUUCAGGAGAAGGCUCUAUCUCUUCUUCUCAACCUUAGCCUCGACGACGACACUAAGAUUGGACUUGUCGCCGAGGGAGCAAUCUCCCGCGUCGUCGCUUUUCUCCUCCGUGCAGCCUCGUCUGACUGCCGUGCUUUGGCUGCAACUAUAAUCACGAGCCUUGCUGUCGUGGAGGUUAAUAAAGCGACUAUCGGGGCUUUCCCGGGAGCAAUCGGAGCUUUGGUGGCGAUUCUUCGGGAUGGGAAGGGGAGAGAGAGGAAAGAAGCGGCUACUGCACUUUACGCGCUUUGCUGUUUUCGGGAUAAUCGGAAAAGGGCGGUGGAUUGUGGCGCGGUGCCGAUUUUAAUGAGAUGUGUUGAAUGUGGACUUGAAAGAGGUGUUGAGGUUAUUGGUGUUUUGGCUAAGUGUAAGGAAGGGAGGGAACAAUUGGAGAGUUACAGUGGUUGUGUGCAGAUUCUGGUUCGUGUGUUGAGGAUUGGAAGCUCAAGAGGGAUUCAGUAUGCAGUGUUGGCACUUACUUUACUGUGUUUUCAUAGCAAGGAAAUGCUUUUGGUGACCCUGCAAGAAGGAGUUUUGGAAAUCUGUCAUGGGUUGUUAGAGGAUGAUAAUGAGAAAGUUAGGAGAAAUUCCUCCAAUUUGAUUCGGGUUCUUCGCUGA
Molecule: messenger RNA, 1089 nt
Organism: Vicia faba (fava bean)
Lineage: Eukaryota; Viridiplantae; Streptophyta; Magnoliopsida; Fabales; Fabaceae
Source: the annotation of a GenBank genome assembly